AUGUCGGACUCCAAGCAGGAAGAGGUACACGGUAUCUCCAGUGUGGUCGAGGACACUCCGCAGGUCAUUGCUGGAUAUGGUGAAUCCGCCAAGAGAGACGGUGCUAAGACACAAACCGUCCGCAACGCCGAGCUUUUUGCUGCUAUCAAGGAGACUAAAAUUGAGCGAUGGAGCAAAACUUCCAUCCAUUUGUACUUCUGUAUUUUUGUGGCCUUCCUCUGCGCCUGCGCCAACGGAUAUGAUGGUUCCUUGAUGGGAUCGGUCCUGGCGAUGAGCCACUACCAGGAUGUUUUCAAAACCGGAUUGACAGGCGAAAAGGUCUCUGUGGUUACUUCGCUAUACACAGUUGGAUCCAUCGUCGCUACCCCAUUCAGUGCGGUCAUCUCUGACAAACUCGGUCGUCGCAAGUGUAUGUUCGUCGGUGCUUGGGUGAUUAUCGUUGGCUCAAUCGUCAUUGCAACCGGUAUGACCUUGGCUCAGUUUGUGGUUGGUCGUUUCAUCCUUGGUGUUGGAAUUCAAAUCAUGGUUGUGUCUGCCCCUGCAUAUGCCGUUGAGAUUGCGCCGCCGCACUGGCGUGGACGUGCUGUUGGUUUCUACAACUGUGGUUGGUUCGGAGGCGCCAUUCCCGCUGCGGCAAUUACCUACGGCACAAACCAAAUCAACAGCAACUACCAGUGGCGCAUUCCGUUCAUUUGCCAGUGUUUUGCGUGUAUCUGUGUCAUAUUCUGUGUGUGGUUCAUCCCCGAGUCACCCCGAUGGCUCAUCGCCCAGGGACGAGAGGAAGAGGCCGCCGCCUUCCUUACCAAGUAUCACGGCAAUGGAGAUCCUAACGCGCGUCUUGUUCGUCUGGAAAUUGAGGAGAUGAAGGAAGGUAUUCGAAUCGAUGGUAUUGACAAGAGAUGGUGGGAUUACCGCCCUUUCAUCACCACUCACAGCGGUCGAUGGAGAUUUGCGCAGGUUAUCAUGAUCAGUGUUUUCGGGCAAUGGUCAGGAAACGGCCUAGGUUAUUUCAACUCAACCAUCUUCAACGUCCUGGGAUAUAAAUCUAGCUCGAUGCAGCUGCUCCUCAACCUGAUCAACCAAAUCAUCUCCGCUAUUGGUGCCGGAACUGCAGUUUGCCUGACUGAUCGGAUGCCACGUCGUCCAGUCCUUAUCUGGGGUACUCUGGCUUGUGCUAUCACCAUGGCCAUCAACGCUGCGAUCUCUCUGCCAAUCGCGAGUACGGGAAGUAUCAGCGCUACCAAAGGUCAAGCUGCUUUGGCAUUCUAUUAUCUAUUCAACGUUGUUUUCUCUUUUACCUAUACACCACUGCAGGGUGUGGUACCCGCCGAGGCACUGGAGACCACCACUCGUGCCAAGGGUCUGGCUUUGUCUGGCUUCAUGGUCAGCUCGAUCAGUUUCAUCAGUCAAUUCGCGUCGCCAAUUGGACUAGGCAACAUCUCCACGAACUAUUUCUGGAUCUUCGUUGGAUGGGACUUGGUUGAGGUUGGCUUUUGGUACUUCUUCUGUGUCGAAUCGCAGGGCCGUACUCUCGAGGAGCUUGAGUGGGUCUACCAGCAGCCUAACCCGGUCAAGGCUUCGCAGAACCUGGACAAGAUCGUUGUGCAAGAGGAUGGCACUGUUACUGAGAAAAUCGAAGCUGAUGCUUAA
This is a messenger RNA of Penicillium longicatenatum, 1650 nucleotides long. RefSeq lists its product as uncharacterized. Bases 1 to 1650 code for a protein of 549 amino acids. Gene Ontology annotation, biological process: carbohydrate transport; transmembrane transport. The transcript has 10 exons. Gene Ontology annotation, cellular component: membrane. Gene Ontology annotation, molecular function: carbohydrate:proton symporter activity. Lineage: Eukaryota; Fungi; Ascomycota; Eurotiomycetes; Eurotiales; Aspergillaceae. The record is from RefSeq and is a predicted model, not a curated record.